This is a messenger RNA of Cladocopium goreaui, 297 nucleotides long. Lineage: Eukaryota; Dinophyceae; Suessiales; Symbiodiniaceae. The record is from the annotation of a GenBank genome assembly.
AUGUGCAGAACACGUCCCAACGACGUGGACAAAGUGCUGGCUGGAUACGCAAAGCUCAUAGCUGAUGGAGCCUCUUGCAAGCACAUCGUUCAGAUUGCAAGGGAUGAGGUGGAAGCGAAUCCAAGGGCUACUGAUGCUAUGAGGGAGUUUUCCAACAUACGAGAAUCUGAUGCUGAAGUGGGUGCUCGGAGGGUCUUGUGCAAAUAUGGUUUGACAACUCCAGUUGCUGCAACGAAGGCGAUCAACAUUACGCUGACCUUCCUCUAUCGGAACGGACUUUGGAUUCGAGAGGGGUAA